Messenger RNA from Dromiciops gliroides (monito del monte), 6690 nucleotides. RefSeq names its product remodeling and spacing factor 1 (gene RSF1). Gene Ontology annotation, cellular component: RSF complex. Gene Ontology annotation, biological process: regulation of DNA-templated transcription. The transcript has 16 exons. Bases 137 to 4423 code for a protein of 1428 amino acids. NCBI's taxonomy places the organism in Eukaryota, Metazoa, Chordata, Mammalia, Microbiotheria, Microbiotheriidae. The record is from RefSeq and is a predicted model, not a curated record.
GGAUCGCGGCGACCUCGCCCCCCUUCCCUCCGCGGCGGGGAGCCCAGCUCUCCUGCGCCCCCUGCUGUCCACCCUGCCUCGCCGCCGGCCUCCCCCUUCCAUCUCCCCCCACUCCUCCUCCAUCCUCCAGUCCAAGAUGGCGGCGGCGGCGGCGGCGGCGACGGCUCCUCCGGGCUGCCCCGGUUCGUGCCCCAACUUCGCCGUGGUUUGCUCCUUCUUGGAGCGAUACGGGCCACUGCUCGAUCUGCCCGAGUUGCCCUUUCCGGAGCUGGAACGGGUGCUGCAGGCGCCCACUCCCGACGCCGGCGACAGUGAGGUACCAAAAGAAUUGGUGGAGCUCCAUUUGAAACUGAUGAGGAAGAUUGGUAAAUCUGUAACAGCAGACAGAUGGGAAAAAUAUUUGAUUAAGAUGUGCCAAGAGUUCAAUAGCACUUGGGCAUGGGAGAUGGAGAAGAAGGGCUAUCUUGAAAUGAGUGUCGAAUGCAAAUUGGGACUUUUAAAGUACCUCUGUGAAUGUCAGUUUGAUGACAAUCUGAAGUUUAAGAACAUUAUUAAUGAGGAGGAUGCUGAUGCCAUGCGCCUCCAGCCAAUUGGUCGAGACAAAGAUGGUCUCAUGUAUUGGUACCAGCUGGAUCAAGAUCAUAAUGUCAGAAUGUACAUAGAAGAACAAGAUGAUCAAGAUGGGUCUUCAUGGAAAUGCAUUGUCAGAAAUAGAAAUGAACUGGCCGAGACUCUGGAACUCCUGAAAGCUCAAAUAGAUCCUGCACUUUUGAAAAACCCUAGCCAACAGGAUGCCUCCUCCCGAGAAAGCCCCAACCUAGAGGAAGAAGAAACUAAAAAAGGUGGAGAAACAACUAAACAAGAGGAGGAAUUAAAAUUGAAAGAUGAGAAGGUGAAAGUGGAGGAACCACCAAAAGAAUCAGAAACUCUUCCUGUCCCCACUGCUGUAGAAGAGAAUCCUGUGAAAAUUGAGAAACCAGAAGAAAAGGAACUUGUGAAAACGCCUGUCAUAGUGAAGCUAGAGAAACCUUCAUUAGAGAAUGAGGAGAAAAAGAUCUCCAAAGAAGAAAGUGAUUCUUUCAAGGAGAAUGUUAAACCAGUUAAAGUGGAGGUAAAGGAAUGCAAAGUGGAACCAAAAGAUGUUAAAAGUAGCACAGAGAAAAUGACUAUUCAUGAACCCGAACGAUUAGAGAUUGGCAUUAAGCCUCUUCCAGAAAUUAUGGAGAAGUCAACAGAAGAAACUGAAAAAUUAAAAAAUGACCAGCAAGCAAAGAUACCCUUGAAAAAACGUGAGAUUAAAUUGACUGAUGAUUUUGACAGCCCAGUCAAGGGACCUUUGUGUAAAUCAGUGACUCCAACAAAAGAUGCUUUGAAAGAGGAGGUGAAACCUGAGGAAGAGAUUUGUAAGCGAAUUCCCACAAUCAUGGCUCUGUGUCCUGAGGGGAAACAGCUAGUCAAUGGAGAAGUUAGUAGUGCAAGGAAUAAGACAGAGCAACUAGAUACCAAGCUCUUUAGUCUAAAAGAAGGGGGUAGUCACCCAUCCAAGGAGAAAAAUGGCUUGGUGGUGGACAAUGGGGCAGAAUCCUUGAUGGCUCUAAAUAAGAGCAUGAAAACAAGUGAAUCUGGGAAAGAUGGAGAGGGCCCUACUCAGAGAGGGCAAGGAGUAGAAGAACCUGGUCCUCCAGAAACAGAAAAAACUGUUGAAGAUACUUCUGAGAUGGCAGAAGAUCUUUCUUUGAAAACAGCUUUUUCCACCACUGAAGCCUGUGCCAAGAAAGUUGAAGAGAAAUCCUCAGCCAAAAAUAAGAAGGACAAACGGCCUCCACUCCUAGAAUGUCUAGAAAAGUUAGAGAAGUCUAAGAAGACCAUUCUUGAGAAGGACACAUCAAAACUGAGUCCCAUACCUGAAGAGAUUGCAAAGAGCAUUGUAGAUCCAGAGAAGACACCAUGCUCUCCAGGGGCGGCAGAGAUCUCUCUAACUUCUGCUACCCCUGAUUAUCAGGAGAAGGCAACCUCUGAAAAAGAUGGGUCAGAUUCCAAAAAUACAAAGCCCAGUGAUAAUAGCCAUUCCCCAGAGAAAAUGGACUCUGAGGUCCUCAAGGAGGAAGUGGAACUUGCCAAGGCUGGAGUUGAUAAAUUAGACAGUAGCCAGCCUUCUAAAAUAGAAGACCCUUCAGAAACCAAGAAGGGAGCCACCACACAAAAAAGUAAACUUAAAUAUAAAUUGGUUCCUGAGGAAGAAAACACUGAAACAGAAAAUAAGGAAAUAACAUCUGAAAGGCAGAAAGAAGGCAUUAAACUAACAAUCAGGAUAUCUAACAGGAAGAAAAAGCCUGACUCUCCUCCAAAGGUUCUGAAUACAGAAGUAAAGGAAGAGACAGAAAAGGAAGAAGAGAAAGUAACUCCUGCUCGAACUUUAAGAAGGUCGCCAAGAAUAUCUAGACCCACAGCAAAAGUGGCUGAGAUAAGAGAUCAAAAAGCUGAUAAAAAACGAGAGGAGGAAGAGAAAGAAGACUCAACACCUGUUCAAAAACAGGACAAAAAGGAGAACUCGAGGAAGCCUGACAAGGAUGGGAAUUCUAAAGUCAACAAGAUGAAAUCCAAGAGUAAAGUCCGGUGGACGGGUUCUCGAACACGUGGUCGAUGGAAAUAUUCUAGCAAUGAUGAAAGUGAAGAAUCUGAGAGUGAAAAAUCAUCUGCAGAGUCAGAGGAGGAGGAAGAAAAGGAAACUGAGGAAGCUGUGCCAGCAGAUGAUGAUGAACCAUGCAAGAAAUGUGGCCUUCCCAAUCAUCCCGAACUAAUUCUUUUGUGUGACUCAUGUGACAGUGGAUACCAUACAGCUUGCCUCCGACCGCCUUUGAUGAUAAUUCCUGAUGGAGAGUGGUUUUGUCCUCCAUGCCAACAUAAACUUCUCUGUGAGAAGCUAGAGGAGCAAUUGCAGGAUUUGGAUGUUGCCUUGAAAAAGAAGGAGCGUGCUGAACGAAGGAAAGAGCGAUUGGUAUAUGUGGGUAUCAGUAUUGAAAACAUCAUCCCUCCACAGGAACCAGAAUUAGCAGAUGAUCAUGAAGAAAAGAAGAAAGAUUCCAAAAAAUCUAAACCACACUUUCUUGAAAGGAGGUCAACAAGAACAAGGAAGUGUAUAAGUUAUAGAUUUGAUGAAUUCGAUGAGGCAAUUGAUGAAGCAAUUGAAGAUGAUAUCAAAGAAGCUGAUGGAGGAGGAAUUGGCAGAGGAAAAGAUAUUUCCACCAUUACAGGUCACCGAGGGAAAGAUAUCUCAACCAUCUUAGAAGAAGAAAGGAAAGAAAGUAAACGGCCACAGCGGGCUGCGGCUGCCCGACGAAAGAAACGGCGGCGGCUGAAUGACCUUGAUAGUGACAGCAACCUGGAUGAAGAGGAGAGUGAGGAUGAAUUCAAGAUCAGCGAUGGAUCUCAGGAUGAAUUUGUUGUGUCAGAAGAAAAUCCAGAUGAGAGUGAAGAAGAACAGCCCUCAAAUGAUGACAGUGACACAGAAUUCUGUGCCCGAAGACCCCGGCGACACCACCCCAAGCCAAUGAGGCAGAGCAGGCGUUUGAGAAGAAAGACAGUGAAAAAAAAAUACUCUGAUGAUGAUGAAGAAGAAGACUCUGAGGAGAAUAGUAGAGCAUCUGAGAGUGAUUAUAGUGAUUACAGUGAAGAUUACCUGGAAACUAGACGGAGAAGGUCAAGAAGGAACCAGAAAAGACAAGUUAAUUAUAAAGAGGACUCAGAAAGCGAUGGUUCCCAGAAGAGCUUCAGAUAUGGGAAAGAGAUGAGACGAGUCCACAGACGAAGGCUUUCCAGCUCAGAUAGUGAAGAGAGCUACAUGUCCAAGAAUUCCGAUGAUGAUGAGCCCGCCAAGGAAUCUCAAAGGUCGGUUCGGAAGCGAGGUCGAAAUGCAAAUGAGUGUUCAGAAGCAGAAGCAGAGGAGGAGGAAGAGGAAGAGGAAGAAGAGGAGGAAGGCCGACCUGCGAGAAAGCGACUACACCGGAUUGAGACAGAUGAGGAGGAAAACGGUGAGAAUGCUGAUGAUAAUGUGGAGCAGCGUGCAGCAGCCGGCAAGCACGCGGCGUCACAUGGGCAGCACGAUCAUGCCAGGAAGCCUUAUAGGAUAGACAGUGAUGAGGAAGAGGACUUUGAAAAUGUGGGGAAAGUAGAAAGCCCCUUGGACUAUAGCUUAGUGGACUUGCCUUCUGCCAAUGGACAGAGCCCUGGCAAGGCUAUCGAGAACUUAAUUGGCAAACCAUCUGAAAAACCUCAAGCCCCCAAGGACAGCACAGCCAAUGCCAGCCUAGCACCCAAUGGGACAGGUGGUGGGCAAGAGGCAGGAGCACCAGAAGAAGAAGAGGAUGAACUUUUAAGAGUGACUGACCUUGUUGAUUAUGUCUGUAACAGUGAACAGUUAUAAGACUUUUUUUCCAUUUUUGUGCUAAUUUAUUCCACGGUAGCUCUAACACCAGCGGGCCAGUUACUGAAAGCUGUUUUAUUUUUCCUAGAAAACUCUCCACUACAGGAUCACUUUUUAGAAGCAAAAAUUUCACCAGUCCCUGCAGUCUCUCUGUAAAGUGACCAGUUUUGAACUUUGAAGAUAAAUAAUUGCUGUAAAUUCCCUUUGAUGAUUUUUUGGUUGUUUUUUUGUUUUUUGGUGGGUUUUUUUGGUCUUUUUUCCCCCUAAGUUCAUGGUCCUUGGUAAUUUCAUUCAUGGAAGAAACACACACACAAACCCAUAUUCUAAUAACAACAAAAGAUUUGUAUAUUUUUGACUUUAUAGUUUCUGAGCUCUCCUGACCUUGUGAUAAAGGAUGGAUAAGAAUGCAUUCCAAAUCUGCCAGGGCCCAAAAUGGAAUUUGGGGGUGGGAGAAAGCACUUGUGCUUUACUGUUUUCAUAUUAAAUAUAUAUACAUAUAUUAUAUUUAAACAUUCAUAACAGAUUACGAUUAACAGACAGUUUAAAAGUAUAUGUCUGUAUUAUCGCAUUUUGUGAAUUGUAGAUAACAUCAUACCAUAGCUCAUUUAGUAGCAACCUUCAUGAAAUCAACUUGUUUAAUACUGGAGAUAACCACACUUAAUGAAGAGACCAAGAACGUAUUGUUAGUAAGAGCUCUAAUUUAAGUAUGUGUUACAAUGGAGUUUUCUUUAAAAAAAAAUCAUCUGAAAAGCAUUUGUACCAUGAAGCAUAGUAUAAUGAAGCUUGGACAGCCAAAUUGUGCUAGCAGCAAAUUUUGUAAAAUGGCUUUGUGUGUAUUUGAUCAGAUCAUCCCCACUGUACCACGUCUUGAUGGAAACUAUCAGUGUGAUGAUUGUACAUAUCUGGUCAGUAUGAUGAAAAAGAAGGUGUAACCAUUACAAAUAGCAGAAGUAUUAUUUUAGCAACUGACCAUUAAAUGUUUAAACAUUUGAAAGGUCAUUUUGAGAUAUAUAUAUAUCUAUAUAGAUAUAGAUAUAUACAUAUACCAUACAUCAAGAGACGUCGAGCUAACAAUGGGAUUUUAGCACAUUUGAUGAUGGGAGUGGGUUUUCAAGUGACUCCUAACCAAUCUAUUCUUGCCCUUAGUAUCUGCUUCAAAUUGAAGUCUACAAACCGAGCAGUUCCUUUGAAAGGUUUUUAGUUUGAGUUUGUAAGUGUUUGUGUGUGGGGGUUGGGGGGGGCGGGGGGGGGGUGCUGUGAGAGAGAGAGAGAGAGAGAGGAUGUGGGUGCUUGUGUGCGCGCAUGCGCAUGUGUGCAUGUUUUGGAAUUAUCUGCCUGGAUAUAUUAGCAGGUUUUAAAUGUUUUUGCCUUUGGCCAUUAGAACUUUAUUCCAAUUUAUACUACUCACAUGACCAACCUAAGAAGAAGGAAAGCAGCCAGUGUGUCUCCUACGUUUGGGUAUAGCAUCUGCUUAAAUACCUUGACACUCUUAAGACAAAAUGAUGCCUGUCAUUUUAAGCAGGGAGGUGGGGAAUUGAAGUGGACAGUCGAGCACCUGGUUGACCCCUUAACCAUGGUCCUCAUUUUAUUCAGCCUCUCUAUUGUCCUAUGAAGUUUGAGGUAGGAGCCCUAACAUUUGGACAACGCAUAGCCUUUAUGAUAAACCUUCCAUGUGUCCUUUUGAAACUAUAGAUGGUCACUUCUGGUCAGCCCUUUUUUGCAGUGGGAUUUAGAUUGUUUUUUUCCUCCUUUUCUAUCCAUUGCUGGCAAUGGAUGCAUGUUACCUGCUAAUGGCACCAAGGGGUCACGUCCUAUUUCCUCUCCAAAUUAAACCUUUUGUGUGCUAGUCAAUCCAUAAUUAAGCACUUCUUUUAAAAAUUUUCUUUUUAAAAGCUGGCACUAGAACUACAUAUAAAUACCUCUCUAGAAAACUUUGCCUGCCUUCCCUUUGUGUCUCUCCCCAAUUUAAUCUGCAGACUUAACUUUUGGCCUUGAAAGUUUAUAGCUGGGUUUUUUUUGUUUGUUUGUUUGUUUUUGUUUUGGGGGGUUUUUGUUGUUUUGUUUUUUUUUUUGACUGAUGUUGGUUCUUUACUGUUUUAUUCUAUUUCACUUUAGUUCUGUAGUUCACCUGUCCAUUAAUAUUUUUGUUGAAUUCUAGCAAUGUAUAUUUUGUCUGUUUUAAAAAUAAAAUAAAAUAAUCAAAGGCAGCCUAAAAUUAGGAUGCACCAAUAGUAUGCUGUGUUAAGAUUAAAUUGUGACUUUUUAUU